Molecule: messenger RNA, 5026 nt
Organism: Nomascus leucogenys (northern white-cheeked gibbon)
Lineage: Eukaryota; Metazoa; Chordata; Mammalia; Primates; Hylobatidae
Gene: RNF182
Product: ring finger protein 182
Exons: 3
Coding region: 760-1503 (247 amino acids)
Source: RefSeq, a predicted model, not a curated record
UUCUUACCAGCAGUAUUGAUUUAUAGUAAUGCGUGAAUAUUAAGGUGAUAGAUACGUGACAUUUCAAUUUUGUGAAAAAAAUUAAUGGACUUACAUGCAGAUCAUAUGGAAAAAGUAAGUUGAUCCAAAAUAUGCGUUGGCAGAAAAAUAUACAUUUUGAAUGUAGAAAAAUCUGUAUCUAUAAAAAUAGCCAAAACAGUCAUAGAUUCCCUUUCUUUCCUUUUCCCUUUGCUAUUUCCUUUCCUUUCUUUUUUUACUGUGAUGGAGUAGCACAAAAUGAACACUUGUAAGUACCACCCCAGUCAAGAAGAGAACAUUGUCAGCCACUCUGUAGCCUGCACUAAGUCUGCUUGGACACUGUCUUUUCUUCCCUUCAAGGCAUCGGCUGUCCUGGAAGAAAUACUUGUGUUGGCUGCAUUUCCAGGAAUGCUACCAGAGCUCAAGGCUGUCACCUGAUCUUGCCCAGAAGAGCCAUUCUUAGAGGCAGGACUUGAUGAAGGCUUUCCUGCUGAUGGAAUAGGUUUGCUAGAGCUGGCCUUGGAAUUAGAACCCUUCAUGUGGCCUUUAUAAAUAUGUGUUUGAGACAGAGUUAUAUGCAGAAGUUGAAAAUGCCUGGAAGAUUUCUGGUUUCUUUCACUACUUGUCCUGCCUUUUUGCGUCGCUGCCAGAUUUGGAUGAUAUGAUAUUCAGAGGGGCACCUUAAUCAAAGCCAUUCUUCAAGAAGACCCACCUGGCAUAAGAUUGCACACAUAAUUCAAGAUGGCCAGUCAACCUCCCGAAGACACUGUGGAGACUCAGGCCUCUGAUGAGCUGGAGUGCAAAAUCUGUUACAAUCGAUACAAUCUGAAACAGAGGAAACCCAAAGUGCUGGAGUGUUGUCAUAGGGUUUGUGCCAAAUGCCUCUACAAGAUCAUAGACUUUGGGGAUUCCCCACAAGGUGUCAUUGUCUGUCCUUUCUGCAGGUUUGAGACGUGCCUGCCAGAUGAUGAAGUUAGUAGCCUGCCCGAUGACAACAACAUCCUUGUGAACUUGACUUGUGGAGGCAAAGGGAAGAAGUGCCUGCCAGAGAACCCCACUGAGCUGCUGCUCACCCCCAAGAGGCUGGCCUCUCUGGUCAGUCCUUCUCACACAUCCUCCAACUGCCUGGUCAUAACCAUCAUGGAGGUGCAGAGAGAGAGCUCCCCGUCCCUGAGCUCCACUCCUGUGGUAGAAUUUUAUAGGCCUGCGAGUUUUGACUCUGUCACCACUGUGUCACACAACUGGACUGUGUGGAACUGCACAUCCCUGCUGUUUCAGACAUCCAUCCGGGUGUUAGUGUGGUUGCUAGGUUUGCUCUACUUCAGCUCCUUACCCUUAGGAAUCUACUUACUGGUGUCUAAGAAAGUCACCCUUGGGGUCGUCUUUGUCAGCCUGGUCCCUUCGAGCCUUGUUAUUCUUAUGGUGUAUGGUUUUUGCCAGUGUGUUUGUCAUGAAUUUCUAGACUGUAUGGCACCUCCUUCUUAACUGAUAUGCAAAAUAAGAAAUUGGACACACAUUGCCCUGUUUGAGUGUGAAGUUAGAUAAUUUAUAAUUUAUUUUCUUUUAUGUUCUUUGUGAUUAGUGUCCAUGACAUUAACAAAGCCCUUGGCCAUAUGUUGACUUGAUUGGUUUUCCUGUAGGCUGGAAGUAAAAAUGUUCAUUUCUAUUUAGGGGUUAGCAAAAUUGUAUAAGCUCACUCUUCACGGAGCACUGACAGCAGUGAGUCUUCCCAGAGAAAGGGCAGGGUUUCUGUUAGCACUGCCAAACAGACAGCAGGGGUGCAGCGUGUUAUGCUGUAGGGAGAGCAUGGAUCCCUCCUUUCGUAUUCAUGGAUGUUCUAGGAUGGCAGUUGGACACAAGAGGAAAGUUGCUCUGAGACACAUUCAUUUACAAAGUGUGUACUCCUUUCCCUCCCCAUAUUCCUGGUAUUGGAACACCCUGGAAUUGUCUUCAGGUGUUUUCUCUCUUAAGUCACUCUCUGUGGUCGGUGAUCCCACUGAGAUACUUGUUCCCUCUGCACAUUCUCCCUUGCCAAGAGGAAAGUCGGUUCCAUUCCCUUGGGUAGUUUCAACUGAAUACCUGUUUUGCCACAUUACUAAAGAGAAUGAAAAGCACUGAGGAAUUUGCAUCACAGUCAACUUCAUGGCAGAAUGUGGCCAUUUGUCCUUGAGACACACUCUUUCCUCCAUGUCUAUUUUCCUCUCCCCUCAGUCUUAUCUGAGAAGAAUGGAUGAGAAUGAACUUAUACAGCGGUUAUUAUUCAUGAAAACCUUCAUUUGAGUCUUUCCUUAUAACAUCUUAGUUUUGGUUUUUUUAAACUGCAUUGCCCAAUCAGCCUCACCCCUUGUCCUGAAAAGGUUCCAUUUAAAUUAGUUGCUAUAAAUUCAUAAAGACUUUUUUUCCCCAUUAUAUUUUUGGUUCUAUUAGGAUUUACUUAACUGAAUCUUAUAACAAUUCGAGGUGAACUGUGGCAAUGAAAACCAGAAACAGUUAAUGAGAUGCUUCAGCUCACAAUCUGAAGUGCUGAGAACCUAAAUAUUUUGCUGUACGGUACUGAGCUGUACCAAAAUAUGAUGGUUUAGGUUUAUGUUCAAGACUUUGUGUUGAGUCUAGACAAAGGGGUGGGCAAGAGACGUGCAAAGCUAAUGCCCUGCUUGAAAAGACCCUUCAAGGAAGUAAAAUGGCAGGGGCAGAGUGCAGCUCAUCAUGUUGCUAUCCCUGUUGUCUUUGAGUUGGUUUUGGAAUGGAUUCAAGUUCUUACACAAUUUAUUUUGAAUACAAGCAUAACCUAGGUGAUUUGAGUUAAUGAACUUCUUUUCAUGAGGUAGGGAAAGUUGAAUGUAUAUAUUUCUGAGAAGGAUUUGUUUAGAUUACAAGUUGGCAGAAUAGAAUGUUCACAGAAACUAGGCAAAAAUUUAAAAAAGCAUCCUAGUCUCUAAAACACAUUACUAAUGAUUAACAUUAAAAUAUUUGUAACUCUUAGAAAGGGGGCAUUACUAAGACGACUUUAACUUGUUAUGAAAACUUUGUUGUGUGAUGCAGGUACAGUGCACCCAUUCCAACUGGAAUAGCAGUUUGAUUUGAAUUGUAAAACUAAACUUUGGGAAUAUGUAUGCCCAAAGUAAGUAGGAUGAGAGUAGUAUACAUGAGAUAUGGUCCAAUGAAUUUAAGCCCCAAGAUACAGCUAAAUACAUUUAUGAUUUCAUAAAAUCUAGUUUAGAUAGCAUUGUGAUGCAAUUUCCAGAAAUCCAUUUGUGUUUAGAGUAAAUACCAUGUUUAGAAGAUGUUUUGUGGUUUGGAUUUAUAUAUUUAUAAGGUUUUUUUUUAAAAAAAAGUUCAUUUUGUUUGAAAUGUAACAUUGAGUAAAUUGGUAAGUUAUAUAAUGAGAUUUCUAGAAAGCUCUGGACAUGGGUACGAUGUGUUUUGCUUAUCUGUAUAAUGUCUACAGUGAUAAACUUGUGUCUCCGUGUGUUGUGGCAGUCUUUUUUCUAGUUAAUUUGGCUUUAAAGAGCAAUCUUUGUAUGACACCAGAAAACUCUUCAUGCUAUUGAAUGAAAAAAAGAUAAUGCUUUAAUAUUUUAUUCACUGUGAUACUGUUUUGUCUAUUAAAUUGUUAUUAUUUCCAAAUUUAGAAGUUUGAUUUCUCUGACUUAUGGUUAAAAUUCAGUUAUGACUUUGCACCCCUGUUAGCUUUAGAUAACGGCAAACAUGAACGUUCAGAAACGUUGGUUCAGCUAAUGCCUUUAGCAUGCCUAUGAAGACUCAGAACUUUCCAACAAAGGGGACCUAACCCAUCACACUUCUAAAAGGCCUUCAUAGUUUUUUUUUUGUUUUUUGUUUUUUUUUAAAGCAGGGGAGAAGAAUUAGGGGAGAUGAAAUAAAAAUACCGUCUUUAUAAAUAAAUUCUUUGGUUUUAGUUUGUUUGAUUUCAUUUCCAGGUUUUUGCCUAACUACUCAACAAAAUAGAAUCCAAUUUAGUUGGGAAAUCAGUUACCUUGUAUGGUCUGGGAAAAUUUUAAAAAUUACAUGGCAUCUAAAUAUGACCAUUGUUAGUUAAAGUAGAAAUAAUUUGGGAAUAUGCAGCAGUUUUAUGCUUAUCAUAAUUAGUGAAUUGGCAAGAAUAAUGGUUUCAUUCACUUCUGAAAUGUUUAUGUAAAUGAGCAAAGAAUCAGCUUAAAGAAAGCGGUUACCUGUAUUGGUUGUAACUUACAGAGUGAACUCAUGCAUAUCUGCCGAGAGACCUGAAAGUGAUGUGUAUUUGCCAGAUUGUAAACAGAUACUAGGCUUCGAAGACACCUUGAAGAAAUUUCUUAGUAUGUCAACCAGGUAGUCCCAAAGCCAAAUGAAUCCUGGUAUUGAUAGGCAAACUGAUAUAGCCAUUAUAAAUAUGAGCUCUGGAGUAGCUCAUAUUUAUAGUUCAUGAGAUACAGAUGAGAUGCAAAUGAGUUAAUCUGAGAGAGUAUAAUGCAAGCAAACUAUGAUUUUAUGUGUUUCUGCAUUUUUUGAGACUUGCUCUUUUUGACUACUCUUCUUGGUAAAAAAUACCUCCACUUGCCUUGAUGCCAUAGAAACACCACAUAUUAUUCUAGAGCUUUACUCAAAACCUGUGAGAGUCUUGAUAUGGUCCCUGAAAGAGUCUAACCAUUUGCUCUCCAAGUUAGGAAGAGUUUUGUGUGCUUUCUCCAUCUUUGCCCUUUUAUUAAAUUAUUCUCUCUACUUCAAUACCCUUUAUGAAUUUUUACUCCUUUGUGAGAAACUAUAGGCUUAGUAUUGGGUCUUUCCUUACACAUUUACUUUUGUGUAAAAGAGAUUUAAAAAAUGUGAAUAAAUGUUGACAUUUGAGUAAAUUCCAAAUGAGUCCUGGAGGUAAUACAGAUUCAACCCAGUUCCUGAUAUCAUUUCAUACUGUGGCAGACUCCAAAUCUGCAUAUACUCAGUGUACAGACAUUUAUGGUUCUGACGUGAAGGUGCUUUAAGCUUAUGAAUAAAAGAAUCAAAAAUUAAAUUA